UACACUAUGUUUGAACUCUAAGCACUAAUUGCGAUGGUCAGAAUUCUUAGUAAUGGAGACAUAGUGCCAGAUGAUGACCCCAGGGCUCAACAAGCAGCUGGAAACAGGGGCAGUAACUCUUCAAGGCCACGACAGGGCUUUGUGCAACAUGAUAGUGAUCAGCAGGCUGGACAAGGAAGAGGAUUUCUGGGUCAAGGUGACGGACAAGUGUCAGUGUUCACAUUAAUUAACCAAAAACUUCUAGACCUGGGAAUACCCCGUUUCAAUGUUGGACCCUAUGUAGUAGAGCCUAUAGCAACAGUGGGAAUGAUUCUUGCUACUCUCUUGUUUGGACUCCCUGGACUUUUGUUUGGAGCAGUUCUAUUUCUUGUAGUGAUGUCUAGUCAGGCAACUGGCCAGGCAGGUGGUCAGAGAAGGGCAGCUGGAGGUGGGGGGCAUAGACUGGGAUAAACCAGAAUUACAAAAUAUAAUUAAUAUUCAUAGAGUGAGUGAAAUACGUACUCUUUUUAAACAAAUGUAAUUUAGGAGUGCAGUUGAAGUGUACAAGGUCCAUGUUCAGAAGUAUACCAUUUAUGAAUAUGAUCGAAGUUCUGAAAGCAUAAAUUUGAGUCAUUCCUUAAUUCCUACAGUAAAGCAGUUUCUGUGAUUUUAGAGUUAAUUGAAUUUUAAAAAUGUUUGUGCAGUAAAUUUUAUUUCUCUCUCAUAAAACUUAAUUACAGUUGUUAGAAAUAAUCUGGAAUUUUGUUUAGGUUAAAGUUCAGUUUGUUUCAGCCUAUUGCAUUGUUACAAUGAAGGGCUUAAUUAGGAUAUAUUUAUCAAAUGAUAUUUGUAGAUUUUGGCAAAAACAGGGAAUUAAUUGUUACAAUUAAAAUACAGUCAAAAUUUUAUGAGAAUUUUAUCUCUGUGAUUUGCUUUUGCUUGUACAUGUAGAUCUCGCAGUAGUUAUGCAAAAUACAAGUAGGAUGUGAGAAAGGUUAUACAUCAUGAAUACAUCUGAUUCUUCUGUAAUAAGGGGCAAUUAUCAGACAAGCACUUUUAUAUUCUAAAGUAUCAAUUUUAUUCAGAAUUGAAUAAUAAAUGACAAUGAUAA
This is a messenger RNA of Saccostrea echinata, 1090 nucleotides long. Its product is annotated as protein FAM241B-like. The transcript has 3 exons. Gene Ontology annotation, cellular component: intracellular membrane-bounded organelle. The record is from RefSeq and is a predicted model, not a curated record. NCBI's taxonomy places the organism in Eukaryota, Metazoa, Mollusca, Bivalvia, Ostreida, Ostreidae. Bases 34 to 450 code for a protein of 138 amino acids.